Molecule: messenger RNA, 196 nt
Organism: Amoebophrya sp. A25
Lineage: Eukaryota; Dinophyceae; Syndiniales; Amoebophryaceae
Source: the annotation of a GenBank genome assembly
GCAGAUGGGAAGGUAUGCUUUUUCUUCAUCUGUUGUCGUGAUUUCUGGGUAUAAUUUUUCGGUCAUUCUCGCUACCUCUAAGAUAAGUUCGAGGCUGGCUGGCUGCCUACGCGCCGCAUGUCCUCCUUUGGCAGCUGAGGCGGUGCUGGAAGGCUGCGAGGGCUUUGGUCUUCUCACAUACACGGAAGAUGAAUGA